This is a messenger RNA of Cylindrotheca closterium, 1344 nucleotides long. The record is from the annotation of a GenBank genome assembly. NCBI's taxonomy places the organism in Eukaryota, Bacillariophyta, Bacillariophyceae, Bacillariales, Bacillariaceae.
AUGACACCAUCAUCACCCACACACAGUACCAAGAAGACUGCUAUUACUACUUUAGGUGAAGAUCGUCAUAUGCAUUCGUCAUACUCACAGUUCCGAUGGAUCUGUGCGCUAGGAAUGGGAAUUGCCAUUGGCAAUGUCGUCAUUCCCAUGAGUUACAUGGAGUUUGCGCCCCAUAACAAUACCUUUACGCACAAUCAGCACAUGCGAUAUUCCGCAGGAACUGUCAGUGACAAAUACAAGAACAGCAAGUCUGCAAAUACUUGGGAAGAACUGGUGGAACAAAAGCAAAUGUUUGCUUCUCAAUCGAUACCAACUCCAGCGGCUCCUGUGGCCAUGGAAACUCCCAAAUUGUCGAGCAAGGAACGAAAGAAGAUUAUGAUUACGGGCGGGGCUGGUUUUGUGGGAUCCCACUUGGCAGACAAGCUCAUGAUGGAAGGUCACGAAGUCAUCAUCUUGGACAACUUUUUUACGGGUCAAAAGACCAACAUUGAUCAUUGGAUGAGUCAUCCUCAUUUUAGUUUGAUUGUCGGCGAUGUGGUGGAUCCCAUUCACUUGGAAGUGGACGAAAUCUAUCACUUGGCCUGUCCCGCGUCACCUCCUCACUAUCAAUUCAAUCCUGUCAAGACCAUCAAGACUAGCACGGAAGGAACCAUGAACAUGCUCGGAUUGGCCAAACGGGUUGGAGCCAAGAUUCUACUCACAUCCACUAGCGAAAUCUAUGGAGACCCACAAGUGCAUCCACAAAAGGAAGACUACUGGGGAAAUGUCAAUCCAAUGGGUCCUAGAUCCUGUUACGACGAAGGCAAACGAGUUGCCGAGACCAUGAUGUAUGCCUACAAACACUCCAACAAUGUCGAUGUCAGAAUUGCCCGAAUCUUCAACACCUUUGGUCCUAGGAUGCAUCCCAACGAUGGUCGAGUGGUUAGUAACUUUGUCAUCCAAUCCUUGCAAAACAAACCAAUCACCAUUUACGGCGAGGGAGAACAAACCAGAUCCUUUCAAUACGUUUCGGAUUUGGUCGAUGGGUUGCACGCCUUGAUGAAUGGAAAGUAUGGAGCUCCCGUUAAUUUGGGCAAUCCGCAAGAAUUUACCGUGGCGGAAUUUGCCACUACCAUUAAAGAAAUGACUGCUUCCAAAAGCGAAAUUAAAAAAUUGGAAAAGACGGCAGACGAUCCCAACAAACGCAAACCCGACAUUUCCUUGGCCAAGCAAGAGUUGAAUUGGGAACCCAAGGUGUCUGUCAAGGAAGGACUGGCCAAAACCAUUGAAUAUUUUCGAAUGGUGCUGUUGUCUACCGGAGAAAUUAUUCCGACGGGGCCUGGAGCCUCCAAACCUCAAAAUUAA